Molecule: messenger RNA, 1110 nt
Organism: Cetraspora pellucida
Lineage: Eukaryota; Fungi; Glomeromycota; Glomeromycetes; Diversisporales; Gigasporaceae
Source: the annotation of a GenBank genome assembly
AUGUUUGCUCUGAAACCAAAUAGUCCCUUACAAUUAAAACGGAAUAAAAGAAGUAGGAUAAAAGAUUUAAGUGGAAGAAAUAGAAUAGGCAAGAGUAGAAAAGAUGGAAAAAUAGAAGAGAUGUCAGAGAAAGAAACUGUGCUGUUAUUUCGUAAUGAUUAUCAUUAUAGGACUAUUAUUUGCGACUGUUAUGGUCCGGGGUCGAAAUCAUUCGGCCCUCGAUCCUUACCCGGGAUUUUCAAUGGUUCAAAUGAAAAACCUAAUUUGGUCCAUCAAUCACUUGUUCGACCAUCAAUAUUACCAUAUUUCGAAAAGAUUUCAUCAAAUGCUUUUAAUAAUUCUGUUCGUCUGAAAUCUGUAUACAAAUACAAGAUGAAAACUCAUUCCGGUACCAAAAAAAGGUGGAGAGUUACCGGUCGUGGAAAAUUCAAACGUGCUAGAGCGGGCAAAGCACAUCUUAAUACAGGGGUUUCACGAGCACGUUUGUGGACUCGAUUAAUGGAAUCUCGAUGGACCAUUCUUUAUAUAAGUUCUGCUCUGGUCCAAAUGAUAGUAGCCAUUAUAAUAGAAGCUAUCAUUCUACGGAUAAACGAAGAUGGUGCUAAAGCUUUAAGCAGUCUUAGCAAUAAAUAUAAAGAAACUUAUCCAACUCCUCCUCCCCAGCCCCAGUUUGCUUACAUGAAUUAUACUUAUUCAAAUUAUGGAAAUCAAUACGUGUCGAUUAUAGAUGGAAACAUUUGGUUCAUGGUGUUUGAAGCUUUCCUUACUGUUUUAUGCUUCUCUGCGAGUUUUAAAUGGAUAAAUCGUAUCAACCUUCAAAUUGAACUUGAUUUCCCUGACCUUAAUUCUACUGAUUUGGCUUUUACUAAAUUGCCAAUGACUGUACUAUAUGCUGAAUAUGUUCAACUUGUUAUCUUGAUUUUGUUCGUUGCUGCUGCAAUAUUCCUUGGUUAUAAAUUAUAUGGUGAAUUUGGUUGGAAUAUUUAUAAAAAGAUUGGUGCUGAUAUUCAUACUCAAUGUACAGGACAUAUCUUAGUACGUUUAAAAUUACCAACUACUAUUCCGAAUUUUGGGAUUUAUCAUUCAUACAAACCAACUUUGAACUCAUGA